UUCGUGCAUGUUGUCGUCAGGUUAGCUGAAAAAGUGCAUGAUGGCACUAGGUGCAGACCCGGAAGUUUGGACAUGUGCAUCGAUGGACAGUGUCAGAGAGUCGGCUGUGAUUUGAAAAUAGGAUCCACCAAGCAAGUGGAUGAAUGUGGGGUUUGCGGGGGAGAUGGGUCUUCCUGUUCGAGGCCCCUCUACCAUUGGACGUUGACUUACGCCUCUUUGUGCUCAGCAACCUGUGGAGGGGGAUACAAGAUGUCACGUCCCGUGUGCCAGAACCGGGUGACGGCGGAGGAAGUCGAAGAGGAGCUCUGCAACGACUCUCAAAAGCCAGACCGUACAGUCGUCGAAUGCAACAUUCACAAUUGCCCUCCCAAGUGGCAUACGGGCGAAUGGGGCCCGUGCUCAGUCAGCUGUGGAGGCGGUUCGAAACUUCGCCAAGUUCACUGCGUCGAGGAGACAAACAAUACCAAAAUAAGGGUGGAUGAUACAAAGUGUGCUGGGCACAAACCUUGGUUUCAGGAGGUUUGCAAUCAGAUGGAAUGUCCUACCUGGCUAACAACGAAGUGGUCUGGAUGUUCGGUUUCCUGUGGAGAAGGCUUCCAAGUGAGAGGCGUAGAAUGCAGAGACUCCCACGACAAACCGAGCGAAUUAUGUUCUGAAGACAACAAACCAGCAACCAGGAAACCCUGUUCCACAGGCAUACAGUGUCCAUUCCGCGUAGACACAAGUGAAGAGCUGAUGCCAGGGUUGUAUCACACCCAACCCUUAGUGCAACCGUACCCACCACCGCCGUCACCAGAGAGGCUCAUCGGAGAACAAGUGGUUCCUUCAGAGAGCACAUUUAUACCAGAUGAAUGGGGUCCCUGUAGCGAAACAUGCGGAGAAGGCAUCCGGAAGCGCGAAGUUCACUGUAAAAUCUUCCUAGAGUUCUCCAGGACAAUCGCAAAACUGCCCGACAAGCAAUGCACGGGUCCAAAACCAGUAGAAAUAGAAAAAUGUUACAUGGAACCAUGUGCCUCAGAGAAAAUAGGUGUAGACAUCAAAGACGACCCUUACAGAUCAGAUAUUAAGGUUGCUCCAGGGUCUCCUGCUAAAUCUUACUCUUGGAAAGAGCAAGGAUAUACACAUUGCAGUGCUACCUGUCUUGGUGGGGUGCAGGAGCUUAUAGUUAACUGUGUUAGAGACGACACCCAGAAAGUUACGUCGCCUUAUAUGUGCCCUAUAGAACUUAAACCAGAAAUCCUUAUGAGAACCUGCAACGACCAUCCUUGUCCACCCAGGUGGAAUUACUCGGAGUUCUCUCCAUGUUCCCAAAGCUGUGGAAUUGGCAUUCAAACGAGAGAAGUAAAUUGCAUUCAUGAAGUUACUCAAGGUGGUGGGAACACUGUGGUUGUUCCCAAUAACAUGUGUCCUCAACCACCGCCUCCGGACAGGCAGUACUGUAACGUCUUAGACUGUCCUGUAAGGUGGAAGGUCCAUGAAUGGUCUAGAUGCUCAAAGAGCUGUGGAGGUGGGGAAAAGACAAGAAAAGUAGAAUGUAAACAGGUAAUGGCACAGAACCACACAGUUGAUAGGCCUCCUACUAUGUGUCCCUCACCGAAACCUGUUGAGACUAAAUCGUGUAACACCAAAAGUUGUAUAGUUGAAAGCGAUAAGCCUCAUAUUGACGUCUCUAAUAGUACUUUUAUACAACACGACCCGAAGAAGAAAAAGAUAUCAUUGAAGGUUGGAGGAGCUGCAACGGUUUUUCUUGGAACAACCAUAAAAAUUAAAUGUCCCGUGAAACGGUUCAACAGGACGAAAAUUCAGUGGAUCAAAGACAAGAAUUAUCUACCAAAAACAAAAAAGUAUAAAACCUCCAAAAAAGGCGCUUUGAGAGUAUCGAACCUUACCUUGCGAGACAGUGGACUGUACACAUGCGUUGCUGGUAAAUCCUCUGCUAGUAUCCACAUUUCAGUUAGACCCAAGCCUGGAGAAUUUCCUACAUCCGAGGAAAUCCAAAAACUGGGAUAUAAGCCGGAUAAAGUCGAUUUGAUAUCUGAUAUAAACAUUAACAGAGACGACGGUAAUCCGAUUUUUAGCGACGACCAUUCUCACGAACAGAGACCUGAUGGCGUCAGGAAGAAUCCCACAUCUAGGACCCGGUUGUUUACACCAACGUUGCCUUCUCUGAGGUUGGAUACCAAUCUCAUAAACAAAAAUUCCCAGAGCACCACCGAUAUAUCCGAUUCGGAUCAACAAUUGUGGCCUUUUCAGACGUUCAGCAACUCCCGAGGACACCGAAUGAUAGCCUUCCCAGAAGACAAGGACAAUUAUGGUGGGGCAAUCCAGGAAUUUCCAAGAGAUGGUUUAGAUGAACAAGGGGAGGACGGAAGCACAGAUGACGACGAAGAUGGUAACAUUGUAAUUCUCGGGAAAGGCACCAGGGAAAAUCUCGUCUUUGAGUGGAAAACAUCUCCAUGGUCUGUAUGCUCGCAAACUUGCGGAGGGAAUGGGUAUCAGUUCAGGACGAUGCGCUGUGUAGUCAGGCUACACAAUGCAACGCAAGGAGUAGACAGUAACUUGUGUGACGAUGCCGGAUUGGACCUUCCGAAAACGAGACGGAAAUGCGGCUUCGAUGACUGUCCCCAAUGGAAUGUGUACAAUUGGGCGCCUUGCGAGAGAUCUAAGUGUUUUGCUUGGCAUAAAGCAAUGCAGCGGCGAAUGGUGAAAUGCGAAAUUGGAGGGAAUUUAACUGUAGAUCCUUUUCAAUGUGAAGAGAAUGAAAAACCUAUAGACAGACAAGAAUGCUAUAAUGAAAAAUGCGUUGGGAAGUGGAAGGUUGGCCCUUGGUCCGAGUGUGCAGCAGCUUGUGAAAUGCAAGGCGUGAAAUACAGAAUUCUACAGUGUGUCUGGUAUGGGACAAAAAAAUUGGCAGGUACAGCGUGCAAAAAUCUAAUAAGGCCACCAGUUAUGAAGACCUGUAAAGGACACUCUUGUACUCAUGAAGAUCCAAUAUGCAUGGACCACUCGAUGUUCUGUCCAAACGUGAAAGCCAUGAAUAUGUGCAAGAUAAUGAGGUAUCAGGAACAGUGCUGCCAAACCUGCAAGGGGUAAAAUAAUAAUUCGCCCGGUCUGCCAUAACAUAAACAAUCGUUAGAAGUUGUUGUCGGUGCGGUGUGUGAGAAAAGUGUGUUCAAAGAAACUGAUAAUUGACUUAUAUCAGCCACAAAUCGUCUUUAUUGUAUUAUAAGAAAGCUGCACGUAGCAAUAGCGGUAGAUUUACAGCCAUUUGAUGAUCUGGCCUAGCUGGUCUAUGUUAUUGCAUUUCUCUCCUUCAUAAGAAAAAGUAUCAGCUUGAAAUGUUGAAUGGCUUGUUGGGAGAACGCUGGAUUUGCUCACUGCCAAAAAAUUUCAUCAUGAUCUGUGUUUUUGCAAGAACUUACGAAAAACGAUUCAUUUAACUGGAAGUACGCAAAAUAUUCAGCGAACAAAUUUCCCCAUACAUUUUUAAUUUACUACAAUAAAACAUGCUUCAAAAAGAAGCCAAAAAGAAGCAGAAAUAUCUUCCUCCAGUUACGUGGAAAAGAGAUGAUAAGCAAUUUUGUUUGAAUAUAGUAAAAAAAAGUAGCAAAAUGUCACUACUGUUAUGAAUUUAACAUUUGAAUAAUGAUAUUACUCUUAUGGAGAAGCGAUACUUCAAGACUGAAUUUAUGUUCCCUUGUUUUAAUAUAAAUGUUGAGACUUUUAAUUUUAAUUGCCCACGACAUUCCAGAAUUGCAUAUAUGUAUGUAAAACCUUGAAUAUGGGGUAAAAUUAGUAGGUAAUAAAGAUAUUCCAAAGUGUUUAAUUAUUAUAAGUCCGAUAAGUUGUAAAAGUCAAUAAUAGAAAUAGUACCAGAAAAUAUAAUAUUGUUUAAGUAUAUAAAUAAAUAGUUAGAGAGUUACCAGAUCCGUUUUUUAAAUUAAUCGAAUCCAAUAUGUUACAUACGAUAUGUAAAGGCU
Anoplophora glabripennis (Asian longhorned beetle) is the source of this 3980-nucleotide messenger RNA. It is a transcript of the gene nolo, whose product is annotated as protein madd-4. The record is from RefSeq and is a predicted model, not a curated record. NCBI's taxonomy places the organism in Eukaryota, Metazoa, Arthropoda, Insecta, Coleoptera, Cerambycidae. Gene Ontology annotation, biological process: extracellular matrix organization. The transcript is spliced from 12 exons. Gene Ontology annotation, molecular function: metalloendopeptidase activity. The coding region runs from base 73 to 3093 and encodes 1006 amino acids. Gene Ontology annotation, cellular component: extracellular matrix.